Molecule: messenger RNA, 678 nt
Organism: Nezara viridula (southern green stink bug)
Lineage: Eukaryota; Metazoa; Arthropoda; Insecta; Hemiptera; Pentatomidae
Source: the annotation of a GenBank genome assembly
AUGGAGGGAGAUGAAAGGGAAGAAGGGAACCCUCCAAGGGUUUCACGUUCAACCGCAAAAAGGGCGAGAAAGAUUUCUCUUGUUGAUAACGCAGAAGCUUCUGAGGUAGGAAUCUCAAAUGACUUCCUUCAAAAAGCAAAGAUAAUUCAAGAAAACCUCCGAAUAUACCUAACUAAAGCUGACAAAAGUAUUAAAAAUAAGGACCAAAACCACAUUAAUGGCAAAAUACAGUGGUUCAUUGACGCUAUUGAAUUGUUGGAGGAAAGGACAAAGCAGUACAAAGAUAAGAGUGAGGGUUUAUCUUUACUUGUCCAUAAAGCGGUUCAGGAAACACUUACCUCGCCUUCAGUACAUUCGAUGAUAACAAGCAUCGUAAUAGAGAAAACAGUGCCGAAGGUUAUAGAAUCUCUCUCAGGAACCACUAUGAAAUCUAAUGGUCCCCUCGCCAUCCCUGGAAAAACCAACGAAAAGUCAUCCGCGACUAACGUGACCCCGCCUGAGCCUUUACCAGCCGCAGUUCCUUUUACAGUCGUUAAGAGCAAAAGAAACAGGAAAAAGACUAAAAACGAUGUAGAACUGACACACGUGGCCGUGCACUACUCUGGAUUACUUCUUAUCAACACUCAGUCCUCUAUUGCUGGUCGUCACUACCAACAUGGUCGGUGUCUCCAGUCCUAA